Messenger RNA from Rhodotorula toruloides NP11, 5088 nucleotides. RefSeq names its product nucleolar 27S pre-rRNA processing, Urb2/Npa2. Lineage: Eukaryota; Fungi; Basidiomycota; Microbotryomycetes; Sporidiobolales; Sporidiobolaceae. The transcript has 15 exons. The coding region runs from base 1 to 5088 and encodes 1695 amino acids. The record is from RefSeq and is a predicted model, not a curated record.
AUGGCCCUGCUCGCGGAGCACGCCCUGCUGUACGCGCUGCGGUCGCCGACGACACCGCUCGCAGACAAGGUCGCCUCCGCCUCGUCCGCACUCGACGCACAGCCAGGCAACGUCUCGCUCGCGGCGACGGUCAGGGACUGGGCGGUCGAUGCGCUGCUGAGGGCUACGAGGCAGCAGGCGUCGGUUGCGGGCACGGCGGCGAUACUGGACGCAGAUUUGUGGGAGUUGGCCGCGCGGACGACGGAAGCGACCCUCUCGACUUCGCCCGUAGCGGCGUCUACCCUGCCCAUCUUUGUCGCAUUCGUCACGCAGUACUCUCAGGCGGCGUCGGACGUCCAGCUACUGAGAAGCGCGGCCUCGGUGUGGUCGAGGUUGGCGGCGAACGCAUUGCGGAAGGCGACGGCGGAUGCCUCGCUCGACGCCUACGAGAAGCUGCUCGAGGCGAGCUUGCGGGUAUUCUCGAGGGAAGAGGGGGCCGGAACGGUCGACGAGCGGGAGGUCUGGACGGAACUCGCGGUCAACUGGCUCAAGCCGUUCCGUUCGGUCGCUCUCGAGGCUGGAAAGGGCGGGAAGAAGAUCCCGAGCCACACCCUCAGCCUCCUCCCGACGCUCCUCCCGCUUCUCUCUCGCCUCUCACCGACCUCGCCGCUUCGAACCUCCCUCCUGCAGACUCUCCAGCUCGCCAUCUUCAACCUCGAGAACCUGCGACGCGGUCUCGCGCGCGACUCGUACACGGCGGGCGGCGCAUCAACCUCUUCCCAACCCGCACCCUCGACCGCCGACUCUGAACUCCUCGCCGCUCUCGCCUCCCUCCCUUCCACCGGCACGGCAGCAGCCUACGAUGCUAUCCCCUCACUCACCCAGAUCUACUUUUCUGCGGUCGCCACUCACGCCGAGACGCUCUUCCCUCUCCCCGCCAAGGCGACUUUCGCAACGCCGAGCGCGCAGAAGAGCGCUCGCGAAGUUCUCGGACUGACGAAGCGCCGCGAGAUGGCAGGACGCUGGAUUCGCGGAGUCAUCGACUACCUCUCGUGGCCGAAGGAGGCAAAUGCGAUGGAGACGGACGAGGUAGGACUCGAGGAGGUCAAGUCGGCGGCACUUGCGGGCUCGCUCGCGGUUGUCGAGCAGAACGACUUGCACAGGCCGGGUCAGGCGGGGGAGAGCUGGGACAAGGUCCUUCCAGACAUCGUUUCGGGCGCCGUCUCGCGACUGGAAGGCAGCGUCAACUCUGCAAACCGUGAGGCGACCUUCACCAUUCUUAGGACGAUUUCUAACCUUGACCACGACGUCCUCGAGCCCGCUCUUCCUCGCAUCCUCGCCGUUCUCGCUGGCACGCCCGACCUCUCCACUCUUCCGACUCCCGAGCUCGACGCCUUCCUCCGUCACCUCAUCGAGCACCACUCCCGCUCCGUCACUCUGCCGACACUCCUCACUCGCAUCGCGGACGCCCUCGCCUCCGCAGCUUCGUCGACCUCGAACGACAGCGUCCUCACCUCGCACACCUUCCUCAGCCAGCUCGGUACGGCCGUCGCCGGCAUCGUAGGUGGACCAAACGCCGUCCGUGCAGCGUGGCAGACCCUCGUCGACCCAGUGCUCGAUGCACUCCAACCAAGCGCGACGACCGAAGCGGCGGAUGCGACGGACGCGCCCAGCCCAGCAAAGAAGCGCAAGCUUUCCUCCGCCCCGCCCUCUUCGGUUCUUCCCGCCGCCUCUCGCCUCCGAGUCGCCGACGUUCUCAUCCGCCACGCUCCCGUCUCGUCGCUUUCCGUCCUCGUCGAGCCGCUGCGAGUCUUCGUCGACGAGGUCAUCGACUCGCAUCUCAAAGACUUUGCGAAGGCUAGUCUCGCCAGCUCGGCUGCCGAAGAGGUCGACGAGGAGUCCGAGACACCACGGAAGAAGGCGAAGAAGAGCAGUCGGCGGAAGUCGGGCGCAGCUCUCGCGGUCGACGCAGGACAGGUGGACCCGGCGACGAGGCUCGGUGUCGAGCUUUUCCAGCUGCUAUACACGGCUGUCUCACGCCUAUCGAGCGAAGGGCUGCUUUCGAUGGCGGAAGGCGCGGAGGAGACGUCGCGGUGGUGGGAGUUGCGGGCGAAGCGGCGGGAGUUGCUGCGCGAGGUUGUCGAGAAGGGCGUCCCCGAAGCGGCUGUCGUCUCGACCAAGGUACUUUUGCAGCAGCUCGAGCUACGCACCGACCUCGACGACGCAGAGGCUGCCGGCAUCGUUCAAGCCGUCUUGAGUCGCGUUGAGGACCAAGCCGCGUCCGAAGAAACGUCGUGGUCAGGCCGUUUGAGGGGUUUGCGAGCUGCAGAAGCCGGCAUUGCGACAUGGGAGCUGUUGUCGCGCAGGUGGCUGCCGUUGAUCAACAAUGUCGCCUCGGAGGACCAGCUUCGCCAAGUCGCCUCGAUCACCCUCUCCUCUCUUCGCCGCACGAGUCCAGCCGGCUCAGAAUGGUCUUUGAGCGCAAUAACGGCACGACUGCUUCGACGGGCCGACUUCUGGGAACUACCGCGCGUGCAAGCUUGCCUUCUGCCUGCCCUCCGCGAUCUCGUCUCGCUCCCCUCGCUGUCAUCCCCGACGGCGGUGCUCGCCGCCAUGGCUACGCCAACCGAUAAGGCGUCGAAAGCCCUGCGAUCUCUCGCACAGGCAACUCUCCUCGAAACCGUCGACGUCUUCGCUGCCAUCUCGACCUGCAUUCCCGUCGAGUAUCUCAACAAGGAAACCCGACGUCAACUGGCCGAUUGUGCACUUGCGCUGGACUUGUGGGUGACGUCGGGCGAAGUGGCGGUUCUCGUCGAGGCGAAGGAGCGGGCGCAGCACGUCCUGCGGUCGUUCGUUGCUUCCUUGGGCGUGCAAGCGAACAUCUCGUCGGACGUCACGCAGCGUCUCCUCCACGCAACGCUUCCCGCCGCACUCGAUGAGACUCUCGUCUUCUACCGGACAUUAGUCGUCGAGCCUGCCCUCGCUACCCUCAAGCAGAACCAGCACUCGGGCGAGCUCCAGUCCAUCCUGGACUCGUUCGGUGGCCUCUCGGUGGGCGCAACCACUUCCGCUGCUGGACCGAGGGAGGAGGCGUUCUUCGCUCUGCUCGACUCCCUUGUGACCGCCAUCCCGGACGCAACAACCCUGCCCGCAGAGCUGCGCAACAGCAUCGUCCGCCUCGUCGACCAAGCCAAGCGGCAGCUCGACGAGUCCCUCCCGGCCGCCUCGUCUGUCUUCGGUCAGAAGAGCGCGACGAGCCUGGCGGGCCUCCUCGUGGCGUACCGCUCGCUCUGGGCUGCGCAGCAUUGGCUGAGGAACGGUGAAGAACGGACCGAAAUCGCGACCGAGUUCGUUCACGCUGCGGCUGCAUCCGUCGUGUCACUCGCUGCGUCGGCGUCUGCUGAGCGACCGCCUCUGCGCAUCGUCACGGCCACCCUUCGCCUCCUUGCCCUGCAUGCCGAGGUCUUGCGCUCAUCCGCCUCACCUGGCAAGGUCGACACGCGGCCUUUCGAGAUGCUUCUCGCUUGCCACCUCGUACUGCGCCAAACUGUCGACGAUGCCGAUGCUGCCGACCUCGAUGCUGAAUGCGCCGCAGCGACUGCCUCCACGACCGUCGAAGAGUACUCUGCUGCUCUGCAAGCUGUGGCCGAGGCUCUUGCGACCGACGCGGGCCCAUCCUUCGAGCACACGAUGCAGGUCGCCAAGAUACUUCUCCUUGCCGGUCCCGAAGGCUCAAGCCGAGUCGCGGCCAGCUCGUUGUCCGACAUCCUGCGACAGCUGCUCCUACUUGUCGAGCGCAAGACUGUCGACGGGAGCGGCAGCCUCGAGCUGUUCCUUCCAGUCGCUUCCUUCGUUGAGAGCAUCUGUGGCGAGCGGCCUCUCCUCCUUUCUCGCCUGAACACUAGUUCAGUGCUCUCGCUCGCCUCGCUCAUUCUGCGACCGUCACCAAAGUCGCCAAGCACCGGGGAACGGUCGUCGCCCGCUUCGACCGUCUCGGAGGUCUUCCUCACCCUCGCGACGUCGGUCGGCCACAUCGUCCGACACCGCAAGGACCACCUCGUCACCCUGUUCCCCUCCCUCAUCUCGGUCCUCUCCGCUUUCCUCUCGACUCUCAGGCGUGCCGGAGCUGGGACCCUCGGCUCGGUGCUCGAAGGCGAGGACGAGACCGCAUCGGUCGUCGUCGGUCACCGUGCCGAGCGUGAAGCCAAAGCGACUUUCCCCGCCUGGAUCUGGGAAGGAGGUCGCGACGCAAUCGGGCGGAAUGAAGCACGAGCAGUAGGACGACUACUCGGCUCGCUCACGGCCAAGACAACGACCACGACCGCCUCGAAGCGCAAGUCGGCCAUCUCGACAGGCCAAGCGGUCGACGCUUCGGCCAACACCUCUCUCGCCGCCCCUCUUUCGAAGCACGCGCCGUUCCUUCUCCUCGAUUACCUGCGCGCCUGCGUCCAUCCGACCUGCCCGAUCCCUUCGGCUCUUCGCGCCGAGUUGCAGGGUGGAUGGUCCGAAAUCCUCGAUGCGAUGGGCAAGUGGGAGCGCGAGGCGCUGAUGAAGGGUCUGCUGAGCGAGGACGAGGAGGCUGAGCGUGGAGUCUUGCGGAACUUGUGGAAGAGCUGGGAGAAGGAGCGCAUCGCUUCGGUGGCGACAAGAACAUCUCACCAGAUUGUGGCUCAGCUUUCCGCCGACAGGAGCUUGCGACCGUCCGCGGACCUUGCCGGAUCACUCACGCCUCCUCGUUCGCUCCUUCGCCCCUCAACUCGCUCAUCUGCUGCACUCACGACUGGCUAUUGCAUGCUCGAGGCGUCCUUCCACCCCUCUCGACAACGCUGCACCGGCCUUCACGCUUCGCAUGAGCGCGAGCUGGCUCAGCGACGACACCCGGGACGUCUUGCUGUGCUGCUUCGCCCCGCCUGUUAUCGUCAAGCGCAAGAGGGGCGUCCAUUUGGACUUUUGGCUCUCGCUAGAACUCACUCUCUUCGGAUGGCUACCAGGCGUGAUGUUUGCGAUCUACAUCCUGUUCGCCGACGAAGAUCCGCCUCCGAGAAGGGCGAAUACGACGUCGCAGGACGACACUCGCCUGGCACAGAGCGAAGAAGACGGUCAAGAUGA